Coniosporium apollinis CBS 100218 is the source of this 1371-nucleotide messenger RNA. RefSeq lists its product as uncharacterized. Gene Ontology annotation, biological process: lipid metabolic process. The coding region runs from base 1 to 1371 and encodes 456 amino acids. Lineage: Eukaryota; Fungi; Ascomycota; Dothideomycetes. The record is from RefSeq and is a predicted model, not a curated record. The transcript is spliced from 3 exons.
AUGGAUCCAGCUACAUUCGUCGACCCAAACCUUACACGGCCAGACCUGCUUGUGCUGAAGAACCUGUUGCAAGAUGUGGAGCGGAUCGAAACCACUGCGAAGCGACUAGGAGCCAAUGGAGUCGACUCAGGGUAUACCAGCGCUGUAGAAGAGAUUUCUGUCUCGAAAGGAGUUCAGGAUGCCGAGCCUCAUCAUGACUCCGUUGCACCACUCAAUGCCUCUCUUCCUAAUGACGAGAAGAUCAUUGAGGCUAUUGAAGCCCUGAAUGAUCCGAUGCACGAAGACUUCGACCCGACAGUCUUCGUGACAUGGGAUCUGAAAGAUAUCAAACUGCCCCCGGUGCUUGAUCGAUAUGUGCUGCGGCCGUACAUCACCUGGGCGCGAACGGUCGUCCGUAAAGAGACCGAUGUUGUUAUGUUGACGCAUCUAAUACUCUACUUCACGACGUCCGUCCCAAGCGCACUCUUUCUCUACUAUCGUUUCUCCUGGCUGCAUGGUGUAUUGCAUUGCCUAAUGCAGGGAUGGUAUGUCGGCACCUAUACCCUCAUGAGGCAUCAGCACAUUCAUAUGAAUGGAAUCCUAUCGCCAAGGUAUGUAUGGCUGGACUCGACUUUCGCAUACGUUCUCGAUCCGUUGAUGGGACAUACCUGGAAUACGUACUACUAUCACCACGUCAAGCAUCACCAUGUCGAAGCCAACGGCCCGGAUGAUCUCUCUUCCACUCUCCGGUACCAACGGGAUGAUCUGCUGAAUUUUCUGCACUACGUCGGCCGCUUCUUCUUCUUCGUCUGGCUGGAUCUGCCUCUGUAUUUCCUCCGUAAGGGGAACCCGUCCAUGGCGUUGAAAGCAGGGAGUGGCGAAAUGGCCAAUCUUCUGGCCAUGUACCUGCUGGCGACUUACCUCAACCUCCGAGCGACAGUAUUUGUGCUGAUAGUACCCCUCUUACUACUCCGGAUAGGUCUGAUGGUGGGGAACUGGGGUCAGCAUGCAUUUGUCGAUGAUGUUGACCCGGACUCGGACUUCCGAUCAAGCAUUACUUUGAUUGAUGUCGCUAGCAACCGUUUCUGCUACAACGACGGUUACCACACCUCGCACCACCUCAAUCCGCGCAGGCACUGGCGAGAACACCCUAUUGCUUUCCUUAAGCAGAAAGACCGGUACGCCCGGGAGCAGGCGCUUGUCUUCCGCAACAUCGACUACAUUAUGAUCACCAUCAAGCUGCUGCGGAAGGACUAUAUGCAUCUUGCCAAGUGCCUUGUGCCUAUUGGAGAUCAGGUUGGGAUGAGCUUGGAGGAGAUUGCGGGGAUGUUGAGGACCAAGACAACGAAGUUUACGGAGGAGGGUAUUAAGGAGAAGUUUGGGAAGAAGUAG